Messenger RNA from Fonsecaea pedrosoi CBS 271.37, 762 nucleotides. RefSeq lists its product as uncharacterized. The coding region runs from base 1 to 762 and encodes 253 amino acids. The record is from RefSeq and is a predicted model, not a curated record. The transcript is spliced from 2 exons. NCBI's taxonomy places the organism in Eukaryota, Fungi, Ascomycota, Eurotiomycetes, Chaetothyriales, Herpotrichiellaceae.
AUGUCUUUCGCCAACACCGUUCUGGUGACCGGAAGCAAAUCCGGCAUCGGCAAGGGGCUGCUGUCCACCUACGCUGCGCGGCCCAACACGCUGGCCAUCGCCGCGAUUCGAGAUGGGCCGGAUUCUGGAGCUGCCAGAGCCCUCACUUCCUUACCUGUCGGAUCUGGCAGCAAGAUUGUGGUUGCCAAGUACGACGCCUCAUCGAAGAUAGCGGCGAUUGAACUUGUCGAUCACCUCAAGUCAGUUCACAACAUCACGGCCCUGGAUGUCGUGGUGGCCAAUGCGGGUAUUCUGAAGCACUUCGGCCCUGCCAAAGAAGCGUCCGCAGAAACCAUCAUGGAGCACCUGCAAGUCAACACGCUGGCGCCAAUAUUGCUCUACCAGGCCACGCAAGAACUGUUGAAUGCCUCCAAGCAGACGCCAAAGUUCUUCAUCAUCUCUUCCAAUAUAGGCAGCAACGGUCUCCAAGACAGCUACCCCCUACCGAUGAUUGCGUACGGUAUGUCCAAGGCGGCCGUGAACUGGGCGGUCAGCCGGAUUCACCGCGAAGAGGACAGGAUUGCCGUGGUUGCCAUGCAGCCGGGUUGGGUUCAGACAGCCAUGGGCAACACCGCCGCCGAAUUUGCGGGCAUGAAGGCAGAAGAGGUUCCAGUCAAGUUGGAGGACUCUGUCAGUGGGCUGAUAUCCGUAUUCGACAAGGUCGACAAGGCCACGCACAGCGGCAAGUUCUGGGAUCAAAAUGGUGUGCAAAUGCCUUGGUGA